This is a messenger RNA of Gallus gallus (chicken), 882 nucleotides long. Its product is annotated as intron Large complex component GCFC2-like. The annotation marks the transcript as partial. Lineage: Eukaryota; Metazoa; Chordata; Aves; Galliformes; Phasianidae. The transcript has 8 exons. Gene Ontology annotation, cellular component: nucleus. Gene Ontology annotation, biological process: mRNA splicing, via spliceosome. The record is from RefSeq and is a predicted model, not a curated record. Gene Ontology annotation, molecular function: DNA binding.
AUGUCGAGUGAUGAAGAACUGGCUCUGACAGAGGUGACUGAAUUCCAGAAGAGCAAAGAUAACGUUCUAGAAGAGAGUAAGACAAUCUUUGAAGAUGUCCAUGCAGAUGUUUGUGACAUCAGAAAAAUCCUGUUGAAAUUCCAGGAGUGGAAAGAGAAGUUUCCCGGCUCUUACUGCGAUGCUUAUAUCGCUUUUUGCCUGCCUAAGCUUUUAAAUGCAUUAGUCAGAGUUCAGUUAAUAAAUUGGAGUCCCCUUGAGCAGAAUUCUACAGACCUGAAAGAGAUGCCCUGGUUCAGAGCUGUAGAAGGAUUCAGCGAUGCCAAAAAGUCGUCUGAAUCAAAAAGAGAUGAUGAUCCUGAUGAAGAAGUUUUGCCUAGAGUGACUGAAAGAACUAUCCUGCCAAAAAUUACAGCAUUUGCCAAGAAUGUGUGGGAUCCUUUAUCGACUUCACAGACUGAGAACCUUACACAGCUUUGUGAUAACGUGUUUGAAAACCAAGUCCUGUCCAGAAGGGAAUGCAGCCAGGCAAAACAGGAUUUGAUUAACACAGUUGUCCUGAGGAUGAAGCAGUCUGUAGAGGAGGAUGUCUUUAUCCCCCUGUAUCCGAAAAGCACUGUGGAAGACAAAUCAUCGCCAUGUUCAAAAUUCCAAGGCAGACGGUUUUGGUCAGCUGUUGAGCUGCUCUCCAAGGUUCUCCUUUGGGAUGGGACUGUACAGGAAGACACAGUCCGUGGUGUGGGACUGAGCAAGCUGCUGAAUCGUUACCUUCUUCUGAACCUCUUCAACACACCACCAGGGCCAGAAAACAUAGAGAAGUGUAAAGAGGUGGUUGCAUGCUUCCCAGAAAGAUGGUUCCAAAAUCUUGGAAGUGGGUCAACUCUC